Eptesicus fuscus (big brown bat) is the source of this 1934-nucleotide messenger RNA. It is a transcript of the gene WIPI1, whose product is annotated as WD repeat domain, phosphoinositide interacting 1. The record is from RefSeq and is a predicted model, not a curated record. NCBI's taxonomy places the organism in Eukaryota, Metazoa, Chordata, Mammalia, Chiroptera, Vespertilionidae. The coding region runs from base 98 to 1438 and encodes 446 amino acids. Gene Ontology annotation, cellular component: cytosol; extrinsic component of membrane; phagophore assembly site membrane. Gene Ontology annotation, biological process: nucleophagy; protein localization to phagophore assembly site; autophagy of mitochondrion. The transcript has 13 exons. Gene Ontology annotation, molecular function: phosphatidylinositol-3,5-bisphosphate binding; protein binding; phosphatidylinositol-3-phosphate binding.
GAGGGGCUGGCGACCCGGCCCGCAGAGCCGGCGCCAGCGGGCUGCUGAGGUGGCCGUCGCCGGCUCGGAAUUGCAGCUUCCCCGGGCCGAGCCCCCGAUGGAGGCCGAGGCCGCGGACGGCCCCGCGGGCGGGGUCGAAGCUGCGCUCAGCUGCUUCUCUUUCAACCAGGACUGCACAUCCCUAGCAAUUGGAACCAAAGCCGGUUAUAAGCUGUUUUCUUUGAGUUCUGUGGAGCAACUGGACCAAGUCCACGGCAGCAAUGAAAUCCCUGACGUCUACAUCGUGGAGCGCCUCUUCUCCAGCAGCCUGGUGGUGGUGGUCAGUCACACAAAGCCGCGGCAGAUGAACGUCUAUCACUUUAAGAAAGGCACGGAGAUCUGUAAUUACAGCUACUCCAGCAACAUCUUGUCCAUAAGGCUGAACCGACAGAGGCUGCUGGUGUGCCUGGAGGAGUCCAUUUACAUCCACAACAUCAAAGACAUGAAGCUGUUGAAGACCAUCCUGGAUAUUCCCGCAAACCCAACAGGUCUGUGUGCCCUCUCUAUCAACCAUUCCAAUUCUUACGUGGCUUAUCCUGGCAGCCUGACCACAGGCGAGAUUGUGCUGUAUGAUGGACACUCCCUGAAAACAGUCUGCACGAUUGCGGCCCACGAGGGGACGCUGGCCGCCAUCACCUUCAACGCCUCGGGCUCCAAGCUGGCGAGCGCUUCUGAGAAAGGCACGGUCAUCCGGGUGUUCUCCGUACCUGAAGGGCAAAAGCUCUACGAGUUCCGGAGAGGAAUGAAAAGGUACGUGACCAUCAGCUCCCUGGCCUUCAGUAUGGACUCGCAGUUCCUCUGCGCCUCCAGCAACACCGAGACGGUGCACAUCUUCAAGCUGGAGCACCUCGCCAACAGCCGACCCGAGGAGCCUUCGACCUGGAGCGGCUACAUGGGGAAGAUGUUCAUGGCAGCUUCCAACUACCUCCCCGCCCAGGUGUCAGACAUGAUGAACCAGGACAGGGCCUUCGCCACGGGGCGUCUGAAUUUCUCCGGACAGAAGAACAUCUGCACCCUCUCCACGAUCCAGAAACUGCCGAGGCUGUUGGUCGCAUCCUCCGACGGACACCUCUACAUCUACAACCUGGACCCUCAGGACGGAGGAGAGUGUGUCUUGAUCAAGACUCACAGGCUGCUUGGCUCGGGAACCACGGAAGAGAAUAAAGAAAAUGACCUCAGACCUUCAUUACCUCAGUCCUACGCAGCCACAGUCGCCAGACCAAGCGCAUCUUCCGCCUCCACGGUGCCAGGUUAUUCCGAGGACGGCGGGGCGCUCCGAGGAGAGGUUAUUCCCGAACACGAGUUUGCCACGGGACCAGUGUGUCUUGAUGAUGAGAAUGAGUUCCCCCCUAUAAUCUUGUGCCGCGGAAGUCAGAAGGGCAAAGCGAAGCAGUCCUGAUGAGAAGCGCGCCUCAGAAAUCAGGACACCCCCCCUGUCAGGUGGUUUUGGAGAAAACAAGGAAGGUGGAAGAAUGGCGUGCGAUUGUGGGCGCCGAGUGGGGGGCAGGAAUCCCAGGUGCCUCCUGCUUAAGCCACAGGACGUGGCUCCCUGCUCACCAAGCCCCCCUCGGCCCCGGCUGCCUGUGGGUACGGGAGACACGGUAUACGCAUCCUGCUAUUGAAACUGUAUUGCAGCCAUAAUGUCAAUGCUAACUAACCAUAUGGGUCUAUAGCCGGAAUUUUGUAUUAAAAGGGGCAUCCUUUUCCAAUGUAUGCUGUGUAAAAAUGUACCUAUAGGAAAAUGUCUUCGAAUUGUACUUCUUGUAUAUUACAUACAUAGAGACUAUUUUAACCAGGCGAAGUAUUUUUUUUUUUUUUUUUGGCAGUGAUUGGAAUAAAUCACGUACUACCUUUGAGUCCCAUUUAGGACACUAACAAUAAAUCAUGGCAAUGCA